This is a messenger RNA of Eriocheir sinensis (Chinese mitten crab), 2311 nucleotides long. RefSeq lists its product as uncharacterized. NCBI's taxonomy places the organism in Eukaryota, Metazoa, Arthropoda, Malacostraca, Decapoda, Varunidae. The transcript has 2 exons. Bases 102 to 842 code for a protein of 246 amino acids. The record is from RefSeq and is a predicted model, not a curated record.
CAAGGCGCCAACUACAAGCAUCUCCCAAGUCGCCACCUACGUGCAACUCACAAGGCGCCAGCUACAAGCAUCUCCCAAGUCGCCACCUACGUGCAACUCACAUGGCGCCAGCUACAAGCAUCUCACAAGUCGCCACCUACGUGCAACUCACACGGCGCCAGCUACAAGCAUCUCCCAAGUCGCCACCUACGUGCAACUCACACGGCGCCAGCUACAAGCAUCUCCCAAGUCGCCACCUACGUGCAACUCACAAGGCGCCAGCUACAAGCAUCUCCCAAGUCGCCACCUACGUGCAACUCACAAGGCGCCAGCUACAAGCAUCUCCCAAGUCGCCACCUACGUGCAACUCACACGGCGCCAGCUACAAGCAUCUCACAAGUCGCCACCUACGUGCAACUCACAAGGCGCCAUCUACAAGCCUCGAGCACACCGGCUAUAAGCAACUCUACAGGCGUCCAGCCUACAAGCCUCGAGCACACCAGCUACAAGCCUACAGGCUCUACAGCCUACAAGCCUCGAGCACACCAGCUUCAAGCAACUCUACAGGCGUCAAGCCUACAAGCCCCGAGCACACCCACAGGCCUACGCAGCCGUACGCGAGGGCCACAAUCUACAAGCCGCUCCCCCGCUUCAAGCCAGCACUGCUACGAACCCUGCAAGCCACUCCACGAUACGGCAGAGGUAUUCACACCUGCAACGAGGAGGCACGCCCCGCUGACCUUGGGACACCCCGCAUGCCCCUCGCUCCACAGCUGGCGGCACCACCGCCGCUGCCGGGAGCAUCGGCCCAAACCUCUUCCGGCAAACAGUCAGCAAGGGUACCCGCGGACAUCUCCCGGUGACUGCAAGCUGUUCCCACUACCGUUUCUUGCAAGGCGUCUUCUCAAGAGGUUACACACCCAAGUCGUCUUGUCUGCCACCGCCGCCCAUCUCUUCCUAUACCAAGGACGACGCGGCCAUCAUACGUCUGGCGGCUGUGUACCAGCUCCCAGCCGCGCACCGCGGCCGCUCAUUUUGCUGGGUCAGCAGUUUUUCAACCUCCAUUGCGAGUCCUCCGAUGUCAGCCCAUCCCUCACCUCUCACCGCCGCUGUGGCCGCGGCCGAGGUUUCCUGACGCGCCUACAACGACUGCACGUCACCCAGGGCAUCACAGGCCGUCGCCCUCUCCACUACAUCAGCUGAUUAAUCUUGGCCGCAGAAUUCGUUCACCCCCGGGUUCGUCUGCAUACUUACAACCCACUCAAGGUUCAAGAACACCCUCACCAUCAACCCCUCGCCACAGCAGCAGCAUUGCAAGCACAAAGUAAGGCAUCUCUCACAUGUAGUUUUUGCAAACAAUCAGGACAUUCUGAACAUUCUUGUUUCGCGAAACGUAGGGAAUCAACACAUUCGAGACGGGGCUCAGAUAGGAGGUCAGGAGGUUACAGGGGCGGGCAUCAUUCAUCACACAGGAACCCUAGGCCAAACCAUCAGCGGAAGGCUGCCUUUUGCCAUAUCCACGGGAAUUGUUUUCAUGAUUCAGACAGUUGUUCUGCAAUACAAAAGGCCAAGGAGGAACAGAAGUACAAGUCCUCAGCGGACAGUAAACCACACUCCUCUUCUCAGAAUAAAAAGACAUGACUUCGUGACAGCCCCGAGGCGUACAUCCAAGUGUCCCUUAAGGAAAAUACUAAUUGGGAGCAACUUGACUCCGUCAUUGCCGACUUGGGACGGACAAGCAUAAUUGCCCUCCCUUGCAAGGUGGGCAACACUUCACUCACCUUAGCGGUUGACACAGGUGCCACAGUCAAUGUCAUAUCCGACUCCGCUUACAGGUCACUGACACGACAAGCGAGUGGGGAAAAUUGGCCGCUCCAAGAGAACGACCUGAAUGUGGUAGGCGUGACGGGCACCACUUUGGGUAUCCUUGGGCGAGUACCACUAACAGUCAGCUUACAUGAAAAAGUAUGUCCUUUUCGGGAUUUCUUUUAUGUCUCUAGCAGGUUUGCUUUACCUGUGGAUGGGAUCUUAGGAUUGAACGCCAUGAAAGACCUGCACAUCGCCAUAAAUCCUGUAAGCAACGCGAUCGUGUAUCAAGGCCGACGCAUACAGGGGAUGGUCAAUCCAUCGCCUCUGUCAACUGUAAUCUCACCCUCAGAGGUGGAAAAUGACCAACCCACCACAGACUCAGGGGCUGCCACCGCCCAAGUGUCCCCUCUUACGGUCAAACCACACGAAACCAUUGCAGACUUGUGGCGGACAGUAACGGCAGUCGUAGAAGGUCCUCAUAUAGUUCCGGAUCGUGCUGCAAAACUUGUUAAAAUCCGUUUGC